AUGCGCAAAGCCAGCGCCUCUAACUGCCGCGAAAUUACGUCUAAGAACAAUAACUCCUCCUCUAAAGGCAAAAAUCCAGCGGUAGAAGAGCCCAAAAUGCCGAAACUGAGUCAAAUAGAGAGAGCUGCCCCGCUCCCGUCAAUUCGACCAAUAAGCCACAUUACAGCAAGGCGCGAGAGAGCUGCUGCUGGUAUGGUACACGAAAACCGAUUCAGCCCCCUCUCUCAGACCUUUCGGCCCAAGCGCUCACACCCGCCAACCAUUGAGGAGGACAACGAGGAAGUUCCCUGA
Blumeria graminis f. sp. triticale is the source of this 291-nucleotide messenger RNA. NCBI's taxonomy places the organism in Eukaryota, Fungi, Ascomycota, Leotiomycetes, Helotiales, Erysiphaceae. The record is from the annotation of a GenBank genome assembly.